AGUUUGUGGAGAAAAGGCUAAAAUAUACCAAUUUCUUCAACACAAUUCGUUUCUUAUGUUUUCCUGUGCAAAAAGUGCAACUAUAUUUGCCUUGUCAUUGCAAACCUUCUGACAGCUCUUUGCGGGUUUUCACAGAAGUGUGAGCCAACUCCGAAAACUUCUAGAGAAACUGUAGACUAGAGAAAUGACAAGGUGCUCACCGUUUUGGUAACUAUCACACCAAAGCGAGAAACGGCCAUGGCUUUGCAUGCCUGUUUUUUGUUUUGGCGUGACAGCUAUUAUAACAGUGAGUUCUUUGUCAGGUCUCUACUGAAUAGGCUCUUUAAAAACUACUACCGUACUAUCUGUCACUCCACAGCAGGAUUUUCGUAAUUGUGAAUUUUAUUCGUGGAAAGGAUAGAAAGGCAUUUGCCAGUAAAACAUUCGAUAGUGAUGCUGUAAAGAGCCUAAUGUGUUAAGCUAAAAAACUUGUUAACGUUUAUUUGCGUUCGAAACGCUAUUGAAACUCUACAACUAUCUAUUGGAAUGUAACCUGUGUCAAACUUUUGCCUCUUUGUUUAUACUAUAGUGCAGCGCAAACACAUACGCCUUUUCACACAAAUUAUUAUGCGUAAUAAAACUGUACAAACAUGAGCAGAGAGAAAGGAGAUUCGAUGGUAAGAGAAUCCUGAAUUGAGACAAUUGGCCCUAUGACAAAUGACGGCCAAGGCAGAGUCUGCAACUGUUUGUUCAUACCAGCGAUGGAUAUGUGAGUGAAGUCAUAGAGCGAUUGAGUUUUACCUUCAGUAAAUACCACUUUGAAAGGUAACAGAAAACUGUCGGAAGCUAUUCAGCUCUGAUACGAAAUAAACUGUGAAUAAUUUUAAUACGCAAACAGUGAAAGGCAUGAAUUUGGGAAGUACAACUGGAACAAGUACUUCCGGUCAUACCAGCUAUACGGGCACCAGCAGCAGCGGUUCAGUAGCAGGCAGUUCUAGCAACAGUAGCGAGAUGCCUGUGGAAAUUCGUCCAAAAGUAGUCACGGUGAAGCAUCCGGAAUCAAACAAACCUAAGCCUACCACAAAGAAAGGAAAAGCCAUCCAGGCAGAUGUAGAUGUGAUCAAAGAAUUCCAACGCUGUAAGGAAGAAGGUAUCCAACGGCUUGAUUUAAGCAAAUCAUCCAUCACCGUUAUUCCAACGUCGGUCAAAGACUGCACUAGUCUAGUUGAAUUUUAUUUGUAUGGCAAUAAGAUAAGUUGCCUGCCGGUCGAAAUCGGAUGUCUGUCCAAUCUGAAGACACUGGCAUUGAAUGAGAAUUCGUUAACUUCUCUGCCCGACACCCUGCAAAACCUGAAACAGUUGAAGGUCCUUGAUUUGCGGCACAAUAAGCUCUCCGACAUACCGGAUGUGAUCUAUAAACUUCACACGCUCACAACUCUCUACUUGAGAUUCAACCGCAUCAAAGUGGUCGGAGACAACCUUAAAAACCUUAGCAAUCUGACGAUGCUCAGCUUGCGGGAGAACAAAAUACACGAGCUUCCAGCAGCGAUCGGUCAUCUGGUGAACCUAACAACGCUGGACCUAUCACACAACCAUCUGAAACAUCUACCGGAAGCGAUUGGUAAUUGCGUUAACUUGACCGCUUUGGAUUUGCAGCAUAAUGAUCUGCUGGACAUUCCUGAGACGAUAGGGAACCUGGCCAAUCUGAUGCGAUUGGGCUUACGAUACAAUCAACUAACAUCGAUUCCCGCCUCAUUGAAAAAUUGCAUUCAUAUGGACGAAUUCAAUGUCGAGGGCAACGGAAUCAGUGCUCUUCCGGAUGGUUUGCUGGCUAGCUUGAGUAAUCUAACUACCAUAACACUGUCCCGGAACGCUUUCCACAGUUAUCCUUCCGGGGGACCUGCUCAAUUCACCAACGUAAUCAGUAUUAACAUGGAGCACAAUCAGAUCGACAAAAUUCAGUACGGAAUCUUUUCACGAGCCAGAGGACUUACCAAGUUGAACAUGAAGGAGAAUGCUCUUACGUCGCUGCCGCUGGAUAUCGGCACCUGGACGCAAAUGGUUGAGCUAAAUUUUGGUACCAACUCGCUUACCAAACUACCAGACGAUAUACACUGCCUGCAAAACCUAGAAAUUUUGAUCUUAUCCAACAACCUAUUGAAACGUAUUCCAAACACGAUUGGUAAUUUGAAAAAACUUCGAGUGUUAGAUCUAGAAGAGAACAGGCUCGAGUCUCUGCCCUCGGAAAUCGGCCUGCUGCACGACUUGCAAAAACUCAUUCUUCAAUCGAAUCAGCUGACUUCCCUUCCCCGCACGAUUGGACAUUUAACCAAUCUAAGCUAUCUCUCCGUAGGGGAAAACAACCUCCAAUUUCUGCCGGAGGAAAUUGGCACUCUCGAAAACCUUGAAUCCCUUUACAUCAACGACAAUGCCUCCCUGGUAAAGCUUCCGUAUGAACUGGCCCUAUGUCAGAAUUUGGCAAUCAUGAGCAUCGAAAAUUGUCCCCUGUCUGCGCUACCACCCGAAGUGGUCAUUGGAGGCCCGAGUCUAGUGAUACAAUAUUUAAAACUGCACUCGCCCUAUCGACAAAUGUGAUUUGUUACAGUGGCAACUGUACGGUCAUUGUCGGCGUAAGGAAUUGAUUUUGAACAGCCUGCCAACGCGCGCGGCUCUCAAAGCAUCUUAUACGAAAUGUCUAUCCAUAAACGUAUGUGUAAAAGCGACAGUAAAAAAAGAGCGAUUCAGUUGUUUUAUUCUUGGACGAAAACGAUAGUAAAACAUCAAUGUGAUUUAAAUAAAGCUUUAAUAAUAUUGCUAUUAGACAGAAGCAAAUAGAGACGGAGAAACAAAAAUUUAAAGUGCAAGUUGCGCGUAGAAUACUGUUAAGAAAUGUUUGUAGAGACAUCAAAGUGUUUUAAAAACGCAAACGUGGAUCCUUAAUUUGAGCGAAAUUAUAUAGUAGAUGAAUAUAACGCCGUUGGAAAUUUGAUAUACUGCAUGGAUUGAUUGUUUGAACACACAGAAAAAAAACAAACGCAAUCGGCGAGGAGAUAAACCUAGUUAACUCGACUAGUUUUUUUAACCAAAAGAAUAUAAAACUUACAAACUAGUGAGACAUUCUUACGCGCAAUGAUUGUGAGUUAUACAUUCGCUUCGUAAUUGUUCUUCGUCUCAGCACAUCCAGAUUCUUCUAUGCCAAGGAAAGGAGAAGGAAAAAUUGAAGAAUUCAGACCACCCAGCAGCAAGCAGCAUCGAAACGAUGUAGCAGCAGAUAAAGUAUUAAUUUUCGAGCCAGCACGUUCUGCAUGUAACGUGGCGUCACACAACAAGGCAGUCAAUGUAGUGAAGCAUGGGGGGCAUGAAUGUGUUUUAACCUGCCGUAACGUAAGUGUGGUUCAAACUUUACCCCGAUUAGAAACGCAAAGGAAGCUUUUUUUAUUAGUUCUACUCUCGGUAAUUUUUCGUACACGCGAUCCGUCUGAAAUCGAAGGUUAGUAGUGGAGAAUUUUGUUUCACAGUACCAAUAUAUUCACACAAUUGGUUUGGAUAUUGUCAAACAGUUAUAAUUCUGUUUACCGAUCUUUUCUCUUAACUGUAAUUAUAAAUCAAUAGAAAAUCGAUUUUAAAGGCAAUCAGUUUUGAAUUUUAUCACACCUACGACGACAACAUUUACUAUGCUAUUACUGUUAUUGUGAUUAGUGUUGAGCAGCAUUAUAGAAUGACUGGAUUGAACAUAAAAAAUACGUAUAAAUAGUAAUAAGAAUACUAGUUUUGAGACGGUGCUCAAUCUUGUGCUAUGUUUUCCAGGAAAUUAAGAAUUCACUACUGAGGGUACUGCAUUUAUUUCAUUUUUGAUCGUUCUUAUUGUGAAGUCGAAAUGGUUGACGUAAAAAACAGGCAAACGAACUGCAACGAAUUUAUAGAUGUUACUUAGGGCAUUACAGUUAAGUUCUUGCAAAUGCAGAAAUUACCAUUAAUGACUAUACUGUUAAGUUUGUAAUUUUAAAGUGGCUUUGUUUGAAUUCAUCGAUUAGAAUUUUACCGUAAUUAUUAGACAUUUUUUUACAUAUUUGCACUCUCUUGAACAAUAGUAUUGUUUCAACAUAUGCAUGACAUCGUAUGAACAUAUGUACAAACAAAAUUGUAUUUUUCAACUUUCUAGUCAGAGACAAAUAGAAAAUGUGCUUAAAAAUGCGCAAGAGUCAUUUUCAGGAAAACAUAUUUUUGGGACGCAGAACGUUGUAACUCUUUUGACAAAACAAGCAAAAUGGCCUAAUAACAUUAUAGUAGUGAAAAAGGUAAUGUACGAGUUAAAUAUAUUAAACAAUAAACGACAAAAGACCUUGCAUGAAAAAAAAAACUACCGAACAUUAUUGUAAACCAAUUUAGCGUGAAAAAUUCAAAUAUAAGUAAUACAAGAAAUCAGCAUUUCAAAGAGAUACAUUAAGCAACAGCAAAUAUGAAAUAUGUGUUUAAAACAACAUCUCAGUAAAUUCACCCAUAACAAAACCUAUAAGGAUAGGAUACACGCGUUGUAGUAUUUACAAGAAAAGGAUCCCAAAACUACAUAGCCUAUAUAAGCCAACAAAAUGAUGCAGUAAAAUGAAAAAUCACUUUUAGUUCCUCGACGCCUAGUGAACGGAGAGCAAAGCAGUGGUAGCGCACAUCACGAGGGAUAAACCUGCAGCGGUAUAGCAGAGAUAGAGAGUGCCAUGUUUCGAUUAUUAUUUACAGAUACGCUAGACUAGAGAAUGCAUCGAAGGAUACCUAAGAAUUGAUUUCACGCGUGUUCUUUGGAAGAAAAAAAAAACACAUUACUCAUCACAAAUAGCAAUGCUCCAGAUCAAAAAUACCUAUUGUUGAAAUUAUUUUAUCAGCAAAUUAGCAUGAACCAAUAACCAGACAGUCUUUUAAAAAGAGAUAAACCAAGAGAAAUAAAAACACAUAAUGCGCACACGAAUAAAGUAUUCAGAUGAAAGAUGUUGAAAGUAAUGUUUAUUAAUCUAUUGCUAUUCAACGAGCGAAACAAACUAUAAAAAAAAAGAAAAUAAACUGUGUCUGUAUUGUAUAGUCUAAUAACAUAUUAACUGUGAGGAGAAA
Messenger RNA from Wyeomyia smithii (pitcher-plant mosquito), 5079 nucleotides. RefSeq names its product leucine-rich repeat protein soc-2 homolog (gene Sur-8). The transcript has 4 exons. Gene Ontology annotation, molecular function: protein binding. NCBI's taxonomy places the organism in Eukaryota, Metazoa, Arthropoda, Insecta, Diptera, Culicidae. The record is from RefSeq and is a predicted model, not a curated record. The coding region runs from base 886 to 2574 and encodes 562 amino acids.